Cannabis sativa is the source of this 1848-nucleotide messenger RNA. Its product is annotated as zinc finger protein ZAT10. Bases 592 to 1386 code for a protein of 264 amino acids. Gene Ontology annotation, molecular function: DNA-binding transcription factor activity. The transcript has a single exon. NCBI's taxonomy places the organism in Eukaryota, Viridiplantae, Streptophyta, Magnoliopsida, Rosales, Cannabaceae. The record is from RefSeq and is a predicted model, not a curated record. Gene Ontology annotation, biological process: response to stress.
GUCUUUCUGGCCUCAGUCCUCUUCUCCUGGGUUGGAAGACUUUGAUUCCUUUUCAAAGUUGGACCCAAACUCCGAAUUAAUUAAUUAAGUAUUCUCACAUCCUUUAGCCUCAUGGGCCCACAAAUACUCACACACUUGCCACUUCUCCUCCUACUCCUUAAUAUUCACAGUCUCACUCUUUGACCGACUUAGUCCCUCUCUCUCUCUCUCUCUCUCUCUCUCUCUCUCUCUACUUGCACACCAAGAAAGUACUAACCAAAUAAACGUGCUCCACUCUUUGUUUUUGCAAAUUGGAAAAAAGGUGCAAUUUUUCAUUCAUUUUAUUGAAAAGUAGUUUGGGUCCCAGACUUGGCUUCACUCCCUCAUUACUUUCUCACCACUCGACACGCAACUUCCUAUCCUUCUCUUUCUUCUCCCUUUAUAUACUCCCUACUCACUCUCACUCAAUUCACAUUCCAAACUCAAUUCACAUUCCAAGUCCCUUGAAAAAAAAAAAAAAAACACACACACAUACAGAUACACGACUCUCUGAAGAUACUCUUUUAUUUCUUCCCUUGCAAAGAAAAAGGGUUUCUGUCUUUGUGUAAUAUUAUGGCUAUGGAAGCUUUGAACUCUCCUACCACCGCUACGGCGCCGUUUCACUUCGAAGACGUGGCCAGCCUUAACUACCUGGAGCCAUGGGCCAAGCGCAAGCGCUCCAAGCGUUCUCGUCACGAUCAUCCUUCCACCGAAGAAGAGUAUCUUGCUCUCUGCUUAAUCAUGCUCGCUCGUGGUGGUGCCGAUCAACAGCGCCGGAAGUUGACUCCUACUCGUGCUCCAGUCGAUCAUCAGAUGGCAACUACCUCGCCUACUAAGCUGAGUUACAAAUGCUCUGUUUGUAAUAAGGCUUUUCCAUCUUAUCAAGCUUUAGGUGGACACAAAGCUAGUCAUAGGAAAGGAAAUGGAGGCGAAUUAGAUCAGUCUACGUCUUCGACAACUACCAAUACCACUACCACGUCUGCCGCGGCUGCCAGAGUCUCUAACGGUACUGGUAAGGCUCACGAGUGUUCAAUCUGCCAUAAAUCUUUCCCAACCGGCCAAGCCCUCGGUGGACACAAGAGGUGCCACUAUGAAGGCGGAGGUGCUUCCGCAGCUACCACCGCUGCAGCCACUGCCAAUAGCGCUUUGACCACAACAUCCGAAGGCAUAGGGUCCACCUCCCACACUCACACCUCGUUAAGUCAAAGCCACCGCGGAUUUGACCUGAACCUACCUGCUCUGCCAGAAUACUCCCGUGAUUUCUUUGUCUCCGGCGACGAAGAGGUUGAAAGUCCCCACCCGCUCAAAAAGAUCCGCCUGACGAUCUCACCUCUGAAGAUCGAAAUCCCUGAACACCACUCGAAUUAGCAUUCUAAUUGAACUUCUACCAUUUAUAUUUUGAAAAAUUCGUUUAUCAAAUUAGGAAAAUGGAACUUUAUGUUUUUUAAGACUCAUUUUUCCUGUACAUAUAAGUUGCAGAAUUAUCUUAAAUAUUAGCUUGUUGGUCAGUUGUAAUAGUUAAAAUUCAAUUAAUUCAAUUGUUUUUUUUAAAAAAAAAUUUUAUGUUCAACUUUCUGUUAUAUUCAGUAAGCUCUUUAUUAUGUAUUUUUUUUUUUAUGAAUAUUAAAUAUAAUUGUCGGAAUAUUAUAUUGGGAAUGAGAAAGGGGAAGGGUGUGCAAAGAGCAUGAUUAGGAAUGAGUAUGCAGAACCGCGUGGGGGGAAGAAGUGAAUGACAGAGUUUGUUGAGUUCAGUUGAGGCCACUUGCACAUGUUGGAUAAAAAACAGAUCAAAUUGAUUUAAUUAGUGCUGCUUAUGCGUGCUUCUGCUCC